Molecule: messenger RNA, 1022 nt
Organism: Rubroshorea leprosula
Lineage: Eukaryota; Viridiplantae; Streptophyta; Magnoliopsida; Malvales; Dipterocarpaceae
Source: the annotation of a GenBank genome assembly
GAUGAACUGCUUUUUCUUUUCUUUUUUCCUUCUUUUCUUCCUCAUCAACCGCGUGUUUCUGCUUAUGCUUAUCUUCUCCCUCCCGACAAGCCCCUUCCAAGCCACCGACUUUCUCCCCCUUGAAAAACCCGAAUCUUCCCUCUCAACCCAGAAAAUCCCAAUUCUGCUCUGUUCCAUCCCCUGCAACCGACCGAAGCUCCCCGGCCACCGCCACCCAUUUCGGGCCGGGAACACCGGCAAAGCUUGGGGUUCUCCUUCUUUUCUUGCUCUAGAACACAAAUUGAACCCAGAAAUUCCCCCCCUGCCGAAAAAUCCGGAUCUGCUUUGCUCUGUCCACCGACUGCUCUUGUUGUGGGGGCAAAUUGCUUGGGUUUUGGCCCGUGAGCUUUCUUCUUCCAUGCCGCCGGCCUUCCCCCUAUCUGCAGCUCUGGUUUUAGCUGGAGAAUUAUGGACCAUAUCAAGUGGUGAAUGGCUUCACACAAUCCAAGACAAACAAAUGCCUCACUCACUUUCUAUGAAUAGACAUGGCCUACUACGCUUCCGCUGCGCCACUCUGAUAUCAAAUCACAACUAAUCUUAAAAAGCAGAACACUAAUCACUUAACAAGAUUUGCCAUCAAAUAAGCUACUAGAGGCUGGGGUAAUACGGAAAGCACAAGGAAUAGAAAUAAAUCCUGCCAAGGCCACAAAAGAAACAGUUGUGGGGUUACACUUUGAACCCAACACAAGACGAGUUGACAAAGAAUGGCAUGGAUUUAAAGACGAAUACAACAAAACUUUGAACUCUAUCAAAGACGGAUAAGCAUCCAAUGGAUAUAUGGAUUAUGAAUGAACGAACAAGUACAUGGAUGCCUUAUAAAUUCUGCCACAAAACAAGGUUAACCAAUAAACAAGCUCAUGUUUAACAAAGCAAAUGGGAAUCAAGAAACAAAUUUUAGCAAUUAACAAGAGUUAAAAGCUAGGGCCAUCAAAAGACAUGUAAGAAUCUCAAGAAUUGCAACAGAAUAAAAUCAAUGGAAAAUA